Molecule: messenger RNA, 366 nt
Organism: Pyrenophora tritici-repentis Pt-1C-BFP
Lineage: Eukaryota; Fungi; Ascomycota; Dothideomycetes; Pleosporales; Pleosporaceae
Source: RefSeq, a predicted model, not a curated record
AUGCUUCACAUCAAGGCCAUCCUCGCUACCCUCCUCCUGACCAGCACCGCCUUUGCUCUUCCCGAGCCCGAGGCUGUUGCCGAAGCACGUGCUGUCGAGAAUGUAGUGCGUGAUGCUUCCGCCAACGCUGAAGCUGCAGCGGAGCCCGUCAGUCUCGACAAGCGGGCGUGCAAGUGCAACAAAGUGAAGAACGCAGGUCUUUACUGCGGCUACUGCUACCUUAGCAAUAUCGACAACUGGGCUGUCAUUAACGGCAAGGACCAGAAUGUGUACUGGUGCAACAAGCAAGGUGGAUGCGAGGACUUUGGCAAGAGGAACAGUUGCGCGGCUUACAAUGGCCCAUGUGAUGGUAGGGAUAGUGGGUAA